Molecule: messenger RNA, 153 nt
Organism: Symbiodinium pilosum
Lineage: Eukaryota; Dinophyceae; Suessiales; Symbiodiniaceae
Source: the annotation of a GenBank genome assembly
GUAACCCUGCAGUCUUUGCUCAACUUCACAGGUAACCUAGUGCUGACGGGCGAGCUUCACAUCACUUCCAAGAUGACAGGGCCUUGUCUCACCGUCCACGGAGACCUUCAGCUUGCCAAUGCUCAUGCCAGCUUCCUGGGAUGCCAAAACAAG